AUGGCCAUGCCCUCUACAACGCAAGACAAUUCAAGCCCUUCCGCCUCUUCCAUCUUCCUUCCACUAGGCCGGAGAGCACGGCGAGACUCCAAGUCUUCUCUGGCUCAUGAACUGGAUCAAGAUGCUCUCAAUGAAGCUCUAAAUAGCAUCCAUAACGCGGCAUCGCAAUCGAACAAUUUGACCGUCUUCAACGAAUAUACCGAUCCUCCAACGGCCGGGUCGAACGCGGAGAAUAAUAAGUCGUUGGCGGGAGAGAUCCAAGGGGGCAUAUCUGGGCUUUACAAUACAUUGAAGGCGAGUGUGGUACCCACCAAGGACGUCGAAGAUCCUCAAGAGACGACAUUCGACAAUCCCCCCAAUUCCAAAGCGAGCUCCGGCUUUACCUCGAAUGUGCAUUCGCCCGGAUUGAACCCUUUUGAUUCUCCUCUCGCUACCGACCCUCCCUUGCAGUCCAAGAUUUCAUCGAAAGCAGCCAGUGUGAGCAAGAUUUCCGUCCCUUCAACGCCGGCGCUCAGAUCUCCCACUGGUCCCCCACAGCCAGCUUCUCAUUUGGCCGACCCUUCAGUCACGUCGGUCAACAUACAUGCGGUAGGAUCCACAAAUCAUUCGAGAACAGGCUCCGGUUUUGAAGUUGAUCCUCCGGCUCACGAUCGGAGUUUGGCUGCUUCUGGUGACGGUGACGGUUUGCAGAAGAUAUCGUCCAAGCCCGGCAACGAAGGCUCCACGACGGAGAGAGGAACCCGGCAUGUGACGUCUCCUCGGACCUCAGCUUCGCAAAGAUCCAGUGCUCGAGUGCUCCCGGUUUCUCACGACCGGGGCUUAUCAUCAACCUCUAUACAAAGUCAACUCAGCCAUGCGGAUAGUGUGACAAGUCCGCCGCAGCAGAUGGGGUUAUCCCAGGACGAGAGGACAGUAGCACGGGCCGUCUCGAAUAGGCAGGACCAGAAACACCAUCCAAACCCCCUGGAGCUUCUGGCAGAAAAUGCUGCCGCUUCUCAUGGGAAGGGUAGUGAAAGCGCUGCUCUCAAAUCCCCUCUCUUGACUCAGCUGGAUCAGCGAUCCACAGACAAACUUGCUCCCAAGAUAAGCCAGUCAAGGCUGCCGGGGUUUCGAGCCUCCCGCACAUCUUCAUCCGACUCCACAAUUCCCACUGGCGUGCAGCGGUCUCAUCAGGAGAAUCCUGGCGAUGGCGGUAGUGAAUAUGCACCGGGAUAUCCUCCCCAGACCAGACCGAUCAAUAAACUCCGGAGUAAGCUCUUGAGCAAGGAGUUCUGGAUGCGAGAUGAGAAUGCGAAGGACUGUUUCCACUGUGGUGAACAAUUUACGACAUUUCGCCGAAAACAUCACUGUCGCACGUGCGGUCAGAUCUUUGACAACAAAUGUACCGUGCUCACCAGUGGAAGUCAUUUUGGAUCCAAUUCUGCCGUCCGGGUCUGCAAGCCUUGUGAAUCUAUUAUCACAUCUCAUGACGAUGAUUCUUCCGAUUAUUCCAUUGACGAUCUGGCUUGGACCGAACCAGCUACACGUCCACGGACUCCGGAGCCACAGCCCCUCAAUCGUCAACUGGCUCGUUUGGACGACGACAAUGCUUCUAUCACGUCCCAAUCGCUCGAGCAGAUGGCCAAAACUCCCACAAUGAGUUUCCCUGUACGACGAGCUUUCGAAGGGGCUAAUCGAACGUCCGCUGUCCUUGAAUUUGACACGACGGACCGCCCCCUCCCUCGACCUAGUUCAUCAAGGUCAUUGAAGGCCAGCCACUCGAUCGGCCAUGGCCAUAAACGACACCACUCUCGGCAUCAGCACAUACGAAAUUACAAAGCCUAUCAUGAAGAUCGAGCACCUUUUCAGCGCCGUGCGGCCGAAGACGGCAAAUCCUCCGCUUUUCACCGCGACAGCAUUGUCGAUCCUGAUCUGGCUCAAUAUCUUUCAGAUGACCCUUCAAGCGAAGACGAGCAAUCUCUCAACGACGGUCUGGGCCCAGGGAAACUGUCUCGGAGUGGACCUGAUAGUGACAGAACCGCCAUAGGGGGACUUCUGGCCGCAGUCCGAAAAGGUCGUUCCCGAAUCGGAGAUCGUAGCAUUGCUGGAUUUCUGAGUUUAGGAAAGGACACCGACGAGGCCAGCGUCAUCAGCUCGCGCAACGUCGAUGCUCUCAGAGGCUCUCGGAAGCGAAAUUUGAGUGUGUCCAGCAGCAUUCACCAGCGGGGUACGCCAAGGACAACCAGAGAGCGGCUACAAAUAGUCAUUCCGGAUGGCCAUGAGGACGUUCCAGACAGUGCGGCGGAGACUCCGAGUAUAUGUCGAGGGGGAUCAAGGAUGAUUAGAAGUGCGUCAAUGCGCGGUGUGGCUGCACCGGCAAUGGAGCUUAAUCGAGCAAGCAUCCAACAUGUGCAUAAGCUCCUUCAGCAGCUUCUGCGAGAUGCCAACAUCCCCAAGGUUUCCAGCUGGGAGGAUGCGCUUAUUCCCAUCUUGCUCCGGGCUACUGAUGAUGUCGACCCUGACGUCCAAGGUGGCGACGAUAUUGAUAUUCGCAACUAUGUCAAAUUGAAGAAAAUUCCUGGAGGAAAACCGGGAGACACCGCGUACAUAUCGGGAUUGGUAUUCACCAAGAACGUCGCCUUGAAAAGCAUGGCUCGAUCCCACACAAAUCCCAAGAUACUGAUCAUCACAUUCGCCCUCGAAUACGCAAGACACGAGCAACAUUUCAUGAGCCUGGAUCCCGUCAUCAGGCAGGAAAGAGAGUAUCUGGCCAAUCUCGUUGGUCGUAUUGCUGCUCUGAAACCCGACGUCCUGUUGGCCCAACGAAAUAUCUCGGGUCUCGCUCUUGAGCUCCUUGAGAGGGCCAAGAUCACCACAAUCUUCAACGUGAAAUCCUCCGUUCUUGAGGCUGUUUCCCGGUGUACACAGGCUCGUGUUGCCCAUUCCAUGGACAAACUCUCGCCCGAGUCAGAUCCUCUUGGCCGAUGCGACUCCUUUGAAGUCAAGACGUACGUGGCUGAUGGACGGAAGAAGACCUAUGUCUACCUCUCCGGUUGUCCUCCACAAUUGGGCUGUACCAUUGCCCUUCGGGGUGCCGAUCGAGAGACUCUAGCAAAGAUCAAACAUGUUACCGAGUUCAUGGUAUAUGUCGUCUACAACCUGAAACUUGAAACUUGUCUAAUGAGGGACGAAUGGGCUUUGAUACCGAGUGCACCAUCGGCAAAGCCUUCGGACACCGCCACCACGCCCGCCCAACCCAUGGCGACCGGAAACGAAAGCGAGACAACUCUCAACGACACCGACGAGCAGACAGGUAAAGUCGACGGCCAAGUCAAGGUAAAUGGUGAUGUUUCGAAUCUAGAUGUCAUUUCCGCCGAAAAAGAAGCACAUCGUGUUCAGGCAGUCAGCAUGGAUGGCACGGACACGGUGCAUAUUCCGGAUGACAUUCCUGUGCCCACGUUUUAUGAAGACCUUGUGCUUAAGCACGAAACCCGGAUCCUCUCUGCAUCACCAUAUGUCAAGUUUAUGCAACCGUAUCUCUUGAUGCGCGCCCGGGAGCUUGAACGACGAGUGGCGUAUCUCAAGAGACUGCGUGACCAAGAUUUAUCUACCGAACAAGCAAUGGACGACAAGGGCAAAGCCGCCAAAUUCACCCUGAUUCAGCCGGAAAUGGUCCAUCAACCACUUGCUGGGGCGAGCAAGAAGGUUAGAGAGAUCAUUCAUGCAGUUCACGAUGCCGAAUAUGACAAGGCAGCCCAUAAUUAUGAAACCCAGAAGAAGCAAUGGGAGUCUUAUCUCUCCGGAAAUCGCAAUCUCUUUGAUCCCUUCGCUCAUCAAAAUAUCGUCGUUUUGUUCAGCCAAGUUUCAACAGAGACGUCCGUCCCCUGUUCGGGACCGGAUCUCCUGGCUUUCAGCUUCUACAAUGAACACGAAACCGAAGCCGAAUUCGAAGCAGAUUGCACGCUCGGCCAAUACGUCGAAGAUCUGUGCUAUCAAGCGAACGAAACUUGUCGGUCAGACGCCUGUGAGAAGAAAAUGCAUGAACAUCAUCGACAGUAUGUCCACGGAGAAGCACAAAUUACAGUCUUCGUUCAGCCACAUCCCGCUAAAAUGCGAGGCUUCCAGGAUGUGAUUUUGAUGUGGAGUCAAUGCAAAAUCUGUGGCGUCGAAACCACGGUCACUCCCAUGUCCACGAGUACAUGGAAGUAUUCAUUCGGCAAAUAUCUCGAGUUGUCGUUCUGGAGUGCUGACCUUCAUGCUCGAGCCGGUAUAUGUCCCCAUGACCUGCAUAGGGACCAUCUCCGCUAUUUUGGCUACAAAGAUUUUGCUCUACGGGUGCACUAUGAUACCAUUGACCUCCUUGAGAUUAUUGUUCCAAGAUUGAGGAUCACCUGGAAGGUGGAUAAUGAUUUGAAAUUCCGUAAUGAGGUCUAUACUCGUUUGGAACAUCGGAUCACUCGAUUCAUGGUUUCUGUCAAGCUUCGUCUCAAGAAUAUCAACGUCGAUGCUGCCCUCCCGGAAACUGCAGAGGCAUGUCGUGCGGAGAUUGACCGCAUGACCAAGAGAGCCACGGAAGAGCAUGCAAGUCUCAUCAAGCAACUUCAAGAGAGGUAUACGAACUCGAGAUAUUGGGAGACCAUACCUCUCAAUGGGAUUGUGCGAGCCACCCAAGAAAAAGUCUCGGAGUGGGAUACUGCCUUUGCAGAUUUCGAGAGGAAUUAUUUCCCGUCGGAAAAAGAUAUUCGAAGGCUUGCUACCCUGCAACUCAAGAAGAUCUUCCUUGACCGGGAUGUCUCGGUGACGUCUCUAACAUCGAUUGAUGAAGGUGUUACCACUCCAUCGAUUGACGAGGCAGCUGACGAGAAAGAAGAUUCACCGGAGAUUCGACAUUCAAUAUCGGAAUUCGAAAAGGGUGCCAAACUUUCCCCUGAGAAGACACAAAAUGUUCUUCAAUCUGUUCUCGAGGAGCAUUCGAGCGCUCCAGCCACCGAAGAAGACUCUACAGCACCGUCGGAAAGGAAGAGAUCUGAUGUGCAACACCUCGCUUCCGUUUUGGAGAGGCCGCGGAACGUUGAUGGUGUAAAACAUCUCGAUCUGGCGAUAGUCUCACCGAGUCAACAAGCGACUCGACCUGAGGAUGAGAUUGCGGCUCAAAGCUCUCGAAUUUUGCAUCGGAAUGAAGGCGAAGAGCGCCGCCCCAAGCAAGAUGAUACUAUCACUCCAGCAACUACCGGCAGGGAGCUCCCCGACAAAUCCGGGGACGAUGUCCCGGUUCCACGAACUCAGCCUGUUGACUUACCUCAAAUUGGAGUACAUCAUCCCCCUCACACACCCCGAACAAUGCGGCGAAGUCAAGAUGGCAAGUCGGCGUCGCCGACAUUAGCUCGCGCACAUUCUCAGCCUGUCGGCUCUGUUGCAUCACGUCCGAAUGCAAUACCAGCGAAUUCGAGCACACUGUCCGUUGUUAAUGCUCUUAAUGGGUUUGCUGGAGCUCAUUCAAAACAGAGUCCCGUGUUGUCCCCCGUGAGCGGCGAUCCCAACCUCCAGGCUCCCGAUAAGAAGCUCUCAGAGCGAUUCGGGCUCUCCCAAUUGAAGAAGAAUACGCUUGCCAAGGGCCAUUCUUUAAUACCACGAGCAAUUGCAAACCGCAAAGAAUCUCGGGUGUCCAGUCUGGCCAAACAUUUCGAGCAAUUGAGCCGGGAAUUCGAAAGGGAGCGAAUCCGGGAAAGGAAGUUACGUGCCGCUCGGAAUCGGCAAUCCCGAAUUUAUCCCCUCGCAGUCUCAAAUCCCAUUGUCGAGGUGUACCAAAAUGUCGACGAGGCUGUUGAUGAGAAGGGUGACUCCGGUGAUGUUUUCGGAGUAGACCACCUUCCUGUCGAGAAUUCUGGAAAGACAACGGAUGCUGAUGAAGCCGUGAAGAAUAUGGAUGUUUCUCAAAAUGGAGACUCUUCGCUUCGCGUCGAAGAGAGACUGGCAGAUACAACAGAAAAUGAGGCGGAUAUCCAAGUCUCCAGCCACGCGCCAUCUGAAGCCGAGGAUCGAAGUGAUGUGGAUGAUGUCUCAGAGGAGAUUCAUCUCCCAGAUUCCCCCGAAGAUUUACUGCGAUUGUCUCAGGACGACGUGGACCUCAAGGAACUUCCGAAACAUGAACGAACCUCGCUGAUGAAGAUGUUGACCAACUUUUGGGCCGAACGCUCUUCCAGUGGUUGGACACCCUUAGAAUAUCCCCUCGGCGCAUCCGAACACAUAUUCGCAGACUGCGAUAUCAUUGUCCGUGAAGAUGAACCGAGCUCCAUCAUUGCCUUUGCCUUGGAUUCCCAAGACUAUAAAACGAUGCUACAUGAUAUGCAGACACGUCCUACCGCCGACCACGUUUCGACGGGCCUUGGUGGACAUGACCACCCGGAUAGCCGACAGGCGGACGUCAUGCAUUCCCUUUUACGAAAGACUGGGACACAUCUCCGAUAUCAGUUCCAAGAAGGCCCAGCGAAAAUGUUGUGCAAAAUUUUCUUCGCCGAACAGUUCGACGCCGUACGCCGCAAAUGUGGUGUCGCCGAUAGAAUUGUGGAAUCGUUGUCGAGAUGCAUGAAAUGGGAUUCGAAGGGCGGCAAGACCAAGUCGCUCUUUUUGAAGACAUUGGACGAUCGAUUCAUUUUGAAAUCUUUGUCACCUAUCGAGACACAGUCCUUCCUCAAAUUUGCACCCAAUUACUUCCGAAUUAUGUCGGAGGCGUUCUUCCACGAGCUGCCAUCGGUCAUUGCCAAGAUGCUGGGCUUCUAUCAAAUCAUCAUCAAGAAUCCUGUGACUGGUUUGGAGUACAAUUGGUUUCUGGUGGUCAUGGAAAACCUUUUCUAUGACAGAGUCCCGACUCGAAUUUUCGACCUGAAGGGUAGUAUGCGAAACCGGAAAAUCAACGCCACUGGCGAAAAGAAUGAAGUUCUUCUUGACGAAAACAUGGUGGAAUUCAUCUACGAAUCACCUCUCUUUACUCGGGAUCACAGUAAGAAACUUCUCCGUUCGUCUGUCCACAACGAUACACUAUUCCUUGCUCGUCAAAAUGUCAUGGAUUACAGUCUCAUGGUGGCCAUUGAUGAGAAUCGUAAGGAGCUCGUGGUGGGCAUUAUCGAUUGCAUUCGCACAUAUACAUGGGAUAAGAAGUUGGAGAGUUGGAUCAAAGACCGCGGAUUCGCACGCGGCGGAAAAAAUAGACCCACAGUCACGAGUCCGAAGGAAUAUAAGAAGAGAUUCCGGGAGGCGAUGAAUCGGUAUGUUCUCGAAGCACCGAACUGCUGGCAUCAAUUCAAGCCGUUGAAGAUUGAGAAACGUAUUCUCAAGAUUGAUGGUGACAAGGAUGGCGAUAAAGGCGAGAACGAGGUUCAGAUUCUUUCUUAA
Messenger RNA from Rhinocladiella mackenziei CBS 650.93, 7371 nucleotides. RefSeq lists its product as uncharacterized. Gene Ontology annotation, molecular function: 1-phosphatidylinositol-3-phosphate 5-kinase activity; ATP binding; metal ion binding. Gene Ontology annotation, biological process: phosphatidylinositol phosphate biosynthetic process. The transcript has a single exon. Gene Ontology annotation, cellular component: endosome membrane; fungal-type vacuole membrane. The coding region runs from base 1 to 7371 and encodes 2456 amino acids. The record is from RefSeq and is a predicted model, not a curated record. NCBI's taxonomy places the organism in Eukaryota, Fungi, Ascomycota, Eurotiomycetes, Chaetothyriales, Herpotrichiellaceae.